Messenger RNA from Terrapene triunguis (Three-toed box turtle), 2568 nucleotides. It is a transcript of the gene SLC8A2, whose product is annotated as solute carrier family 8 member A2. Gene Ontology annotation, biological process: sodium ion transmembrane transport; calcium ion import across plasma membrane; cell communication. The transcript has 5 exons. Lineage: Eukaryota; Metazoa; Chordata; Testudines; Emydidae. Bases 1 to 2568 code for a protein of 855 amino acids. Gene Ontology annotation, cellular component: postsynapse; sarcolemma; axon. Gene Ontology annotation, molecular function: calcium:sodium antiporter activity. The record is from RefSeq and is a predicted model, not a curated record.
AUGGCGCCGGCAUGGCAGCCCCUGCCCCGAUUCCUCACCAAGGCUCUGUUGGCGUCCGUCCUCCUGGCUGAGAACUUCUCCCAGGCGGGAGCCUUGGAGACGGUGCCGGAAAGCAACGUGAGCUGCCAAGGGUCCAACACGUGCCAUCCGGGGGUGCUGCUGCCCGUCUGGCAGCCGGACAACCCCUCCUUCGGCGACAAAGCUGCUCGGGCCAUUGUCUACUUCGUGGCCAUGAUGUACAUGUUCCUGGGGGUCUCCAUCAUCGCCGACCGCUUCAUGGCCUCCAUCGAGGUCAUCACCUCCAAGGAGAAGGAAAUCACCGUCACCAAGGCCAACGGCGAGACCAGCGUCGGCACAGUGCGCAUCUGGAACGAGACGGUCUCCAACCUGACCCUGAUGGCGCUGGGCUCCUCCGCACCCGAGAUCCUGCUCUCUGUCAUCGAGGUGUGUGGGCACAACUUCCAAGCUGGGGAGCUGGGGCCCGGCACCAUUGUGGGCAGUGCCGCCUUCAACAUGUUCGUGGUGAUCGCCAUCUGCGUUUACGUCAUCCCCGCCGGGGAGAGCCGCAAGAUCAAGCACCUGCGGGUCUUCUUCGUCACGGCCUCCUGGAGCAUCUUCGCCUACAUCUGGCUCUAUCUGAUCCUGGCAGUCAUCUCCCCGGGCGUGGUGCAGGUCUGGGAAGCUCUGCUGACGCUCGUCUUCUUCCCGGUCUGCGUGGUCUUCGCCUGGAUCGCCGACAAGCGGCUCUUCUUCUACAAGUACGUCUACAAGAGGUACCGCGCCGACCCGCGGAGCGGCAUCAUCAUCGGCACCGAAGGGGAGUUCCCCAAGGACAUCGAGAUGGAUGGCAGCUUCCUGGCCAAUGACCACCGGGAGAACGUCUUCAUGGACGGGGCGGCUUCCGCGUCCCCGGCCCUGGCCUCCUCCACCCAAGAGGAGAAGGAACUGGACGAGAGCCGCAAGGAGGUGAUCCAGAUUCUCAAGGACCUCAAGCAGAAGCACCCGGACAAAGAACUGGAGCAGCUGGUGGAGAUGGCCAACUACUACGCCCUGCUGCACCAGCAGAAGAGCCGAGCUUUCUACCGCAUCCAAGCCACCCGCAUGAUGACCGGGGCUGGGAACAUCCUGAAGAAACACGUCUCGGAGUUCUCCAAGAAGUCGUCCAACCUUCUGGAGGCGCCGUCGGAGGCGGAGGAGGAGAACUACAGCAAGAUCUUCUUCGAGCCCUGCCUGUACCACUGCCUGGAGAACUGCGGCUCGGUCACGCUGACCGUGGCCUGCCAGCAGGGUGGGGAGGGCAACCACACCUUCUACGUGGACUACAAGACGGAGGACGGCUCGGCCAAGGCGGGCUCCGACUACGAAUAUAGCGAGGGGACGCUGAUCUUCAAGCCGGGCGAGACGCAGAAGGAGCUGAAGAUUGGCAUCAUCGACGACGAUAUCUUCGAGGAAGACGAGCACUUCUUCGUCCGCCUGCUCAACCUGCGAGUGGGGGACGCCGAGGGCAUGUUCGAGUCCGACUCGGCCGACCACCCCAAGGGGCGUCUGGUGGCCCCGCUGAUCGCUACCGUCACCAUCCUGGACGACGAUCACGCCGGCAUCUUCACCUUCCAGGACAAGCUGUUGCGUGUCAGCGAGUGCCAGGGCACCAUGGAAGUGAAGGUGGUGCGGAGCUCUGGGGCGCGGGGGACGGUGAUCGUCCCCUACCGGACAGUGGAGGGGACAGCUCGCGGAGCGGGCAUCGACUACGAAGACGCCUGCGGGGAGCUGGAAUUCAAGGACGACGAGACAGUGAAAAGCCUGCAGGUGAAGAUUGUGGACGAUGAAGAGUAUGAGAAGAAGGACAACUUCUUCAUCGAGCUGGGGCAGCCGCGCUGGCUGAAACGGGGCAUCUCGGCUCUCUUGCUAACUCAAGGUGAUGAGGAAGAGGAGGAGGACGGGCGGGAGGAGAAGCUCCCGUCCUGCUUUGACUACGUCAUGCACUUCCUGACGGUAUUCUGGAAGGUGUUGUUCGCCUGCGUGCCGCCCACCGAGUACUGGAACGGCUGGGCCUGCUUCAGCGUCUCCAUCCUGGUGAUCGGGCUCCUCACCGCCCUCAUCGGGGACCUGGCCUCCCACUUUGGCUGCACCGUGGGCCUCAAGGACUCCGUCAAUGCCGUGGUCUUCGUGGCCUUGGGCACCUCCAUCCCGGACACCUUUGCCAGCAAGGUGGCCGCCCUGCAGGACCAAUGCGCCGACGCCUCCAUCGGCAACGUGACGGGGAGCAACGCGGUGAACGUGUUCCUGGGCCUGGGCGUGGCCUGGUCGGUGGCGGCCAUCUACUGGGCCGCGCAGGGCCAGGACUUCAAGGUGCAGACGGGCACCCUGGCCUUCUCCGUCACCCUCUUCACCAUCUUCGCCUUCGUCUGCAUCAGCGUGCUCAUGUACCGCCGCCGGCCGAGCAUCGGGGGCGAGCUGGGGGGCCCCCGGCCGGCCAAGCUCCUCACCGCCGGCCUCUUCCUGGGCCUCUGGUUCCUCUACAUCCUCUUCUCCAGCCUCGAGGCCUAUUGCCACAUCCGGGGCUUCUGA